AACUGGUGUCAAAGAUCACCUUUGUAUAACAAGGCAUUAAGUUAAUGUCUUCCACACAAUCAUGCCCCAGCACAAAUGAUAACCAGAAAUGAACCAUGAAAAGUGACAACUUCAAAGCAAGAAUCAAAAAGAAACUCUCAUAAUGUGGCUAAGAAAUUCCUUUGAUCCUUAGACAUAAUACAGACAUUUGAAACCAAACGGAAAUGAAUAAAUAAAUAAAAUUGUGUUCAAAUAAUAAUUGCCUAUGACAGAAUUCUUUAAGGCUUCAAAAAACAACUCUUCAUAAGCCUCAUUCACAUGUCAUAAACAUUGCUCAACUUGUGGCGAAUGUCCUUAAACCAUUUACAGGUGUUACUGUGUGUAUGUGUGUAGGUGUGUGUGUGUGUGUAUAUGCCCCGCAACCAUACUUUGUUGUCUUUGUUAGAGUUAUGCUCAAAGUGAAUAUCGUGCGCGUUAUAAUUUACAUUGCGGAAGUGUUGCCAUAUUAAGGCAUUUCAAUACACCACCACCUAUCCUCUCAACACCCUGCCGACUCCCCUUUGAUUGUGUAAUAAAAAGUGAAAAACAGAAACCAAACUAAAACAAGCAACAGUGGUAACCGCAAGCAACAAUUACUGCAACAUCAACAGCCAUACCUCAGGUGCUUUCGCAAUGAAAGCCAACAUUGCCAUCAUUACUGCCGCAAUCAAGCGCCGCAACAUGUCCGUGGCCGUUCAAAUUGUCCUCAUAGUCAGCUGCAUAAUUUUCCUUUUAACCAUUUCGGUAUCGGCCUCACCAGAAAUUCCCUCGAAAGGCAAACAUUCGCACUCAAAUGACAAAUCCCAUACAUCGCUUGAAGAUAUCGAUAUGCCCCGCUUUGCUGAACCCGUUGCCAAUGUAACAGUAUCCCUGGGAAGAGAUGCACUGCUGGCAUGUGUCGUGGAAAAUCUUAAAAAUUAUAAGGUUGCUUGGGUUCGUGUGGACACCCAAACCAUUCUCUCCAUUCAUCACAAUGUCAUCAUACAAAACAAUCGCAUUAGUCUGACUUACAAUGACCAUCGUUCAUGGUAUCUCCACAUCAAGGAGGUGGACGAAAGUGACCGUGGCUGGUAUAUGUGUCAAGUGAAUACGGACCCAAUGCGUUCUCGCAAAGGUUACCUGCAAGUUGUGGUACCUCCCAUGAUUGUUGAGGGCAUGACUAGCCAUGAUGUGGUGGCAAGAGAAGGCCUCAAUGUCACAUUGACUUGUAAGGCUAAAGGGUAUCCGGAGCCUUAUGUUAUGUGGCGGCGGGAAGAUGGUGAAGAAAUGCUCAUUGGUGGAGAACAUGUGAAUGUGGUUGAUGGUGAACAUUUGCACAUCACCAAAGUGAGUCGCUUGCACAUGGCCGCCUAUUUGUGUGUCGCCUCUAAUGGAGUACCACCAUCCAUUAGCAAACGGGUCAACUUGAGAGUUCAGUUUCCUCCCAUGCUUUCAAUACCCAAUCAAUUGGAAGGAGCCUACAUAGGACAGGAUGUUACACUGGAGUGCCACACAGAAGCAUAUCCGGCUUCCAUUAACUAUUGGACCACGGAAAGAGGCGAUAUGAUUAUUUCGGAUACUUCACGUGCCGGUGACAAAUAUGAGACAGCAUCCCUCGUCAAUGGCUAUAUGAAGCAUAUGAAACUGAAAAUCCGUAAUGUUGGAGCGAAUGAUUUUGGUACCUAUCGAUGCGUGGCAAAAAACUCAUUGGGCGAAACUGAUGGCAAUAUAAAAUUGGAUGAAAUGCCAGCUCCAACCACAGCAAUCUUAUCGGAAAUGGCCAUGUUAAAUCGAAGUUUUGAUGGCAAGCGCCGCAAUAAAAAUAAAUUAGACUCAAAUUCGUUGCCGGACUAUGGUGUCGAAGAGUGGCGUGAUGGUGCCGGAAAUUCCGGUGAUAACAAUCAGUCGCCAAUGCGUAAUCCACCCGAUGCCUUUCACAAUUCGGCAGGGGCAUUGGCACAGCAUAAUCCACUUGCCAUAAUAAUUCAAGCGAUUAAAACGCAAUCAUGUGGGAUUUUCAAGCGUUUAACGAAUUUAAUUCAAACGCUAAAAACAGCAAGGGCUAAUGCGGCAACACCAACGACGACAACAACGAUAAAGGCAACAACCAAAGUCAAAGGCAGCCAAGCGAUAGCAGGAACACGAACAGCAACAGACGAUAAAACGCUGUUGAAAUCAGACACAGCGUUCUGCCCAAUUGGGCCAAGGAAAGGUGUAUCAACAGCAGCGGAGGCAGCAACAGCGGCAUCAUCGUCAAAGCUUACCCCCAUAAAGUUAAGGACACACCAGGAGUACGUGAAAGGCAUACAAAGGGACUUCCUACCAUAUUGGGGCACAAUGGUGCGUCUACUUGCAGGGCUAUGUCGUCGGUGGGAGAUGAUAAAAUCGGCACUUCCUUGUGGGGAAUCAUCGUCGCCGUUGCCGCCAAUACUACAGCAACAAUAUCACGAGCACCAAGAGCCCCAUUAUGCGCAACAUAAGGAUGCGAUGCGUAAAAAUCUUAUUAUGGAAAAUGAAUUGAAAAUGUACCAUGACAAGGAAACGUCAUCAGAGACAUAUGUCGAUGAUGAAGAAGAAACCCAAGACGAAGGAGCAAUUGCAGAAAGUCCCUGCCAGGACUUUGCCAUCAUUUACAGGAAGCCGCAGUGUCUGAGGUGCGAUAAGAAACUACUGGUGACAAUGUUAAAGACAAUGCCUGACGGCAGAGAGGAAACGCAAAAUCUUACACUUAUCGACAAAGUCAAUGGAAUAGACACAAAAAGGCUGAAGGAUGCUGAGGAUGCUCAAGCCAGUGAAGAAAACAAUUGCAUAAAACUUAUCAUGGCAGUUGUUGUUGUAAAUUUAAUUUUCCAUCUAAAUUCUCAAGAAAAGCAGAAAAGAAAUCAAAACAUCACCUACUAUCCGAGGGCAAAGGAUAUGAAAUCCAAGCCCAACAAGGCCCUCCAGGGACAAAGGGAAUUUAUUCGGCCUCUAAACACCUGGAGAUGCAUAUUGCCCUCAGCCACACUGCUCUCAAAGCUGCUCAAUUUAUAUUCAAAAUGCAAAUUAGCCACCGUAGCAACAACAGCAGCCACCAGGAUUAUUUUAGUUCUAUGGUCCAGAACACAAACAUUGUUAAGCUUUUGCACCAGACUAUUGUGGUCAUCUCUAAUAGCAACUAAUUUAAAGGCAACUACACUCAACUCAUUAUCAACAGGGGGAGCAACAGCAUUAAGGGAAGCCGGCCCAUCAAUGACCUCAUCAUCACCCUGGCCCACUUUGAGGUUUAAUUAUAGAUGAAAUGCCUACGAUUAGGAGGCCACCAACAAUGGCUCUCCCCUGAAUGCCAUAUUCAAAGCACAAAUUAGAUACAUAGAAAUUUGAUUUUAAGACGAAACACAUAAACACUCAAACAUGGAGAAAAAGUUCAUGGAGAUUUGUAUCAAAAUAUGAACAAAAAAUUGUACAACCUGAAAAUA
Molecule: messenger RNA, 3455 nt
Organism: Stomoxys calcitrans (stable fly)
Lineage: Eukaryota; Metazoa; Arthropoda; Insecta; Diptera; Muscidae
Gene: DIP-kappa
Exons: 11
Coding region: 652-3276 (874 amino acids)
Cellular component (GO): neuron projection
Source: RefSeq, a predicted model, not a curated record